This is a messenger RNA of Prorocentrum cordatum, 1107 nucleotides long. NCBI's taxonomy places the organism in Eukaryota, Dinophyceae, Prorocentrales, Prorocentraceae. The record is from the annotation of a GenBank genome assembly.
GAGGAUCUCGAGCUGUUCUUGAGCAUGCGAGCGAGGUACACGCAAGUCUUGAUCGGCCAGCUCGCCGAUAUCCGCUCGUAUUUGCUUACGAAUUGCAAUCGUUUGGAGUUGGCCAAAGACGGCACUGGGCAUGGCCCGUUGACAGCAGCGUUCGAUGUUUUCGAGAAAGUGCCUAAGUUCUUCGCGGCCUUUGGCGACGACGUCUGCAGCAUGGAUUACUCUCAUUCAGAGUUGGCUACGUGGACGGCAGCUUGGAGUGGCGUCGUGAUCAAAAGUGCCCAAUUGGAUCGCGCUCUGUUCAAGCCCAAGAGCGAGGAGGACUGGACGCGGACCGCUGCUGCUUACCGUUCGAAGCUCAAUGGCCAGACCAAGGAUCAGCUCGCGAGGCUUCUUCCGGAGACACCCGCCGAUGCCAAGCCCAGCAAGGCCGAAAUGAUUGACACCCUCGUCAGCAUUCACAUGGAGGGCACGAAGGCCGAGGAGGUAAAGUUGCAAGAGGAGUGGGAUGCCUUCGCCAAGUCGUACUGCGAGGUGCUAGGCAGCUUGGGCAGCGCCAGCGCCAGCCACGCUGUCAGUGCCUCAGACUCCGCUGAGAGCAGCAUCACCUCGGCGCUGGUUGAGGUUGACGAGCUCACGGGUGGCGACGAGAACUUCCAGCCACUGUGUUCUUCCAACAAGAGCUGUGGAUCAGUAGACCCGAGGUCAGGCAAGGCGUUCGAAUCGAUGACGGCGGCGGCUUCAAUUUCAACGCAGCUUCUCGGCAGUUGUCUUUACGUCGACAGCGGGGUUCGGAGGAUUGCGCGGAGGACGCCCAGGGACCCUUCGGAGCUCAACAAGAAGCAGCCUAAGCUGUAUUAUAUUCAUCGCGGUGAUGACGACCCCGAUGCGAGCACGUUUGAGCUCUACCUCAUUGGCAAAGUGAGCGCUGGGACAUCGCCGCCUGCCAACAAGCUGAUCUAUUCCGCGGGGAAGCUCACGAACGGCGACAAGUUGUUCGUUCAGCCGCCCUCGGCCGCCCUCAGCCCCUCGAGCGACAGUUUCGUGCCCGGCUGGAGCGUCGGGGUGACCAAGGCUGAUUGCGGCAAGUUACUGACGAUGAUCCCCCAA